AUGUUCCUUCAACGCACCGCCUCCGCCCUUGUGCGGCGCUCGCCCGCUCGUGCCCUCAAGACUGCUCAGCGCCCUUUUUCUUCUUCCAUCCUGCGCAGCGCCGAGAAGAAGUGGGGAGUCGAGAAGGAGGGCAAGAUCCUGUCCUUUGACGAGAUCAAGGUCGAGGAUGAUCUCAUCCCCCCUGGUGCCAAGCCUGGUACCAUCCCUACCGACUACAUCCAGGCUACCGGUCUUGAGCGUCUCGAGCUCAUCGGUAAGAUGCAGGGCAUCGACAUCUUCGAUAUGCGCCCCCUGGAUGCUUCUCGCAAGGGAACACUUGAGGACCCCAUCAUCGUCAAUGGUGCCGGUGAUGAGCAGUACGCUGGUUGCACUGGCUACCCUGCCGAUUCCCACCAGGUCAACUGGCUGACCGUGUCCCGCGACCGCCCCCUCGAGCGUUGCGGUGAGUGCGGUAACGUCGUCAAGUUGAACUACAUCGGCCCUGAGGAGGACGCCCACGCCCACGACCACGGUCACGGUCACCACCCCCCUCACGAGGAGCCCAAGACCUUUGCCGAUUUCGUCAAGCCCGAGUACUGGUACCGGUAA
This is a messenger RNA of Penicillium diatomitis, 588 nucleotides long. RefSeq names its product cytochrome c oxidase subunit IV (gene cox5b). Bases 1 to 588 code for a protein of 195 amino acids. The transcript has 5 exons. The record is from RefSeq and is a predicted model, not a curated record. Gene Ontology annotation, biological process: mitochondrial electron transport, cytochrome c to oxygen. NCBI's taxonomy places the organism in Eukaryota, Fungi, Ascomycota, Eurotiomycetes, Eurotiales, Aspergillaceae. Gene Ontology annotation, cellular component: mitochondrial envelope.